AUGAACAGGCGAAUUGACAAGUCUAGCCACGUGAAGAGGGAAGGGGGAUACAAAAACCAAGUGGGAGAACCCAAGGGAAGCAAAAGCGAUCUUCGAAAUAAAUCAGCAGAAAGGUCGAUCCAUUCGAAGGGCCACAAUAAUGAGAGAAGCCAAAGCAGAGAACCCUUCCCUCAUAAGUGGAAUCCCGCAACCCACUCGAAAAAGGAGUUGAAAAAUCGCCAUAGCAACAGAGGGGGGAGUCAAGAAAUGUUUGGCGGUUCUGGCAGAAGACCAAAUGAGGGUGGUGACGUCAGGAAUGCAGACGCUCGAACUGGAAUCGGGCGAAGUGCCCACAUGCGAACCGCUAAACCUCCAACUAUCACACACGGCGUAAGACAGAUGGCACACCCACUUCCCAACCAGAGAGAAGUAAACAUGGUGGUGCAUCACAAAAAGGGGAACAUUGACAAAAGUGCGUACUCGAAAAAACACCACGAAAAUAUUCACAGAGGGAAACCACUAAUGAACUUGUUGAAGAAGCCCGAGGGGACCCUUCCCAAUCCAUCUCAUAAUAACUCGAAACACAGGGACGUCUCCCAGGAGAGUUUCCACAGGGGCUUACCAAACAGUCGACUCAUCAGGAAGGAAAAUAGCACUCAUUCGAACCCUAUGCUGACUCUCGACACGAAGGGUAACAAACCAACUCAAAAUCGGAGUGACCUGAUCAACGCCCGAAUGGAAGAAGAACAUUUUUUGAAGAAAAAUAAAACGACACAAAACUUCCUCGACAGGGAGACAACAAGACAGAGGGAAAAUAUGGGAAUCCCUCAGGAGGAACCAUGCAACAAAAAAAUAAUGGCAGAGCAUCCAUCCCACUGUGUCCACUUGAAUGAUCGACGCAGCAGGGAAGGAAACACCGAUCAGUCCCACUUCACAUACAUGAGAAACAACGCCACGUCAAAACGUUCGGAAAUUCCAAUGCAGGGAAAAAAGCACGAACAAAGAAGACACGAACACAUGAACCAUGGUAAGAACAUCCUACAAGGAGAUCACCUUCAUCACGUCAAAGAGCAGCAACAGAGAGACAGGGUGAUGCCCCCCCACAAGGAAGAUGCAACUGCAAAAUGUACCCAUGGAACGUACUAUAAAAAUAGUGCAGGAAGAAAUGAAAAUAGCCAUUCAGAAAAGAUAACCAAGGGGACGAUCAUCCAGAAGAACUGCAUUCGAUCUGUUCACGGUAGGUCCAGGAACCUUGAACAACCGAUGAACAGAACGCACCCCCAGUUUGGCAGAAGCAGAGUUAGCCAGAUGGGGAACCUGGUGAGGAAGUCAAAUGGGGAGAGAUACAGAAGAAGGGGAAUACCUUCCAAUGGAACUACAAACACUUGGAGUGAGUCCAGCGUUCCUGUCGAUUCAAGCGAGUCGGGCAGCUCAGGGCCAGGUAAUACCAGUGGCAAUCCCCUCCGUAAGGUCAACUCGGGAAGGCGCCCUUUCUUCCCAAAGGCAAACUCAUUUCUAAUGACACAGCUAUCUAUUCUCUCAUUGAAAGAUCCACAGAAAACUACACAGACAAAAAGCUACAUAUCGAUAAAAAACGUGCAUCAUCAGAAGGCCAUUUGGAACGGUUCAUAUCCUUCUAGUGGUCCCAAAAGUAGUAACCCAACGCAGGCGCCUUUCACGACAAGCGCUCCAUACACAUCUGCUACACGGGAAAAUACUUUUAACAAAAAUAGAGAUCGGUUGAACACACGGGGAGGAAGCAACAGUCUUCUUUUCAACUUGCCAAACAAAAGUGACCACUCACAUAAGGGCGCCAGAGAGAAUUACUCUUACCAUCCACAUGAACAUGCUCAACCGAACAGACACAUUAGAUGUGACAAAAACGACCCCUCUUAUGGACUGAGUUCAGAGGAGUUCCACCUCACCACUGAAAAAUUCAAACGAGAGGUGAAAGCAUCCAUGGGAAAGAAGAACCAGGAAGGUCCACCCAGUAGGAACAACCAAUUUGAUACUUAUGGAAAACACAACGGAGAAAUGUGUGUUAAGAUUGACACGUCUUGUGUUGGGGGAAAUAUUGAUGAUUCAAUCGAAGCGAUCACAGCGAACGCAGCACAUGGGAUAGUCGCUGCAGAGGUGGCCAGCGUGGUGAAGACUGCCAACCGGAAUGAGUUGCACCCCACGGGAAGCCUAUAUAAGAAAAAUUUGCUGCACCUCACACACGAAAAGGUGAAAAAGGGCCUCACGUUUGACGAAAUGAGGAGAAAGAGCUUCGAAGCCCUGCACAUUAGUGAGUCCGCAAAACCUCACGUGAAGUAUAAACACCACGAAAUGCGCGACAUGCGUAACAAGCGUGAAGUGCACGAUUUAUCCAACCAUUCCAUGCACGAACGGGAAGAGAGAAACAAAAAGAACGCGCGGAGAAGCGUAACCCCGUCGAGUGAAUCAGUAGAAAGGAAUUUUUUGCCAAAGAAGAGAAAGCUAAAUGGAACCGAGGCGAAGGACAGACAAAGCCAAAAGAUCAUCCCUCCAAGUGAACCUCUUGAAAAAAAUAAAAUGAAUCUUCCAAGUAGAGACGCAAACAUGAGUUACAACAAAACGGCGCCCAACUCUGACCACGGCAGAAGCGACAAAUCAAUGUUGAAGACCAACUUUAAGACAGAAAAAACAACCAACCCCUUGCAAAACAGAAUCUACGAUGCGACAAAACGAGGACAGGACAAUCCUUCCACUCGUGAAGAAAAUAAAAAAGAAAAUUGCAUUAACAUAUUUUCCCAAAAAAAAAACAAUUUCCAUGAGAAAAAUGUUACGAACACUUGUUCGGGUAGCUAUAAAAAGGAUCCCUUGCCGACUGGACGAAAAAACUUUGCAGUACCUUCAGAACUCAUUAAAAACUUUAACAAACAGUUUAACAUUACUGUGGGUAGUAGCUAUGAUGACAAGAUGGGGAAGACAACCUCAGCACCCCUUUACCACAGAGCAGCAGUAUCUGAGGUUUCUACGCUUGCUGCAGUUGGGAGAAACAAGGGGGCCUCUCGAGAGAGGAGCCUAAGUGGAAAUGAUGAGGAAAAAUUAAACAAAGAGAAAUCGACAAUGAGAGUAAAUAACGUUCCCACAGGGGGUAGCGGCGCCAUCCUAAGUAAAAACCUCAUCACAACCUUGAAGGAACCACAAGUGAGUAGCCAAAUUGGUGCCCCUUUUGGCAUAGCAAGCAAAUCACAACAGGAGAAGCAGAGUAACGACGCGAAGGAGGACGCAUAUUUUGGGGCGGAAAAUGGACCAUUUUGCGAAGAAAUAGACGAAGCGUUUUACGACAUCUUCGGUUUGGAUGCCUUGUCAAAGGAGAAGGAAACGCAGAAGGAAACAUCGCGAGAUGGCGCAGACGGGGCCACCGUUGCACACACGCCCAACCCCUGCAAUGGCGCUUCCCUGGUGAAGAAGACGAACUGGACUAAGGUGACCAAUAACGGAGAUGAGAAACCCCGGGGAAAAACAUGUAAGGAAGAGGAGCUCGGAACAAAAACGGAGGGCGAGUCGGCAAGUGGGCUUAUAGGCAACCAGGACGUUACACUCGCUGGCGCGGCCGAAAAGGUUGACGCGACCAAAGAGAGUGACGAGACUAGUGCGGCUAGCGAGGCCGAAGAGAUCAACAUAACUGACACGGACCACUCCACCGACAAUGCAAAUGCAGUGCCCAUGCGGGGGAAAGCACACAGGGAGAAGAGACUGCCAGGCAGCUCCUCGGCACAUGGAUUAUCGAACAAAGACGCCCCCGCAGGGAAAGGCAAAGAGAAGGACGAAAGAAGCCACACAUCAAAGGGGGCAUCAAAUAAAGAGGAAGGUACCACCUGCUUACAUGAACGUCACUACGGAAAGAAUGUAGAGGACGGGGUGGAUAAAAUUACUGACAAAAAUAACCAGCCCGAUUUUGCGAAAGAGAAAAAUGAGUGCCUCCCCUUCCUUGGUGAUGCCGACGUGAUAGGUAGAUUUCUCCAAAUGGAUUGGAAAAAGGGUGUUAGUAGCGCGCACGAUAGGAAGAAGGAAGAGCAUAGCGAAGUGUGUAGCGAAGUGCAUGUCGAUGAGGUGAGGACAGACCACACAGUCACAGUUGCACACGUGCAGGGGCACUUAGGGGCAACCGCCCAAAGGAACCACGCGACAACACAUAAUGAGAAGGGAAAAGGAGGGGACCUACAUCAGGACAAGGUACAGACGAAGCCCCUCACAGGGAUGAAGGAUCGGCCACAAGAGGGCACCGCGGCUGUUUCCUUAAAUGAGGAAAAUAAGUUAAGUAUGGAAAAAAAAAAAAAAGAGGAGGUGCACGAGGAUAAACGGGAUAAAGCGAAAGAACGGGAUAUUAAAAAAAAAGCCAAUCAGAGGAGUGAUGCCGACGCAUUGGGGACAACGCAAUUUGACUUGUUUGAGGAACGACCUAAAGCACACCACAAGGAAGGUUACACGGGGGAAUAUUCCUUGUAUGUAUUUCCCGGCGAAAAGGAAAAGCUUAAACGCGACGUGGAGGAAAUGCACGAAACGCGUGGAAAUAGUGAACAGCGCGGAAAAGCAAACACUGAUAAGGGAGAACUAAGAAUGUGUCUUCCCACAAACGCGAAGCAACGUUCUGUCGAUAUAGAGGAAAAAAUUCCACGUGCAAAACCAGCACUGUACUUGCCUGUCGGUGUUACUUGUGCCCACCAAGCGAAGACUUUUCCGAGGCAGAAAAAAAAGGACUACAAAGAGGAGGACGAACGGACGGAUAAGAAGAAAAGGGAAAAACAUUCCAUGAAUGACGAUAAGCAGGAUGGGGGUGGAGAUGGAGGUGCCAAUAUCAGCGGUGGUGUCAAUGAAAGUCGUGAUUGCCUGGACGAUGGGGAGAAGAGUCCAAGCAAGAAAACUCAGAACAACCAAUUCGGCCGGGAGGACAACCCCACUAUGAUUCCCCCGAAAUGUGCAGACAUGGAAGAAAGUGCACAAAGACCGACAACCAAAGUAACGGCAGAACCGUCGUAUCACAAAAAGAGGAAAAUUAUCAGUUCGAUUCCCCUCCGUCAGGAUGGAACUGCUCAUAGGAGGGAUUUACGAAGUGGCGAGAUGCACGAAGGGAAGAGUUUUUUUUCCACAGAGGAUGAGUCCCCAUUUUGCCAUAUGUAUUCGCCAAGGAAUGUUGCUGCCCAGAUUGGAACCGUCCAAAAGGAUGGCACCCCCGUUGGUAGCAGCAGCAGUAGUAGUGGGAGCGAAGUGGCAGAAGACAUGAUGAACGAUCCAUUAGUCAGUAACACACAUGGAAAAAGGAGGACAUCCUUGGCAAGUACAAAGAGGAUAGAAGUGAACAAAAGAAAUUCCUUCCUGGAUGGACUUUCCCCAGAUGAAAGUCUGAUGGAAGAUAAUAACGAGGAUUGUAAUGCAGACCCAUUUUGUGACCUUCCUUUUUGCCACGACUCUAACAUAAUUUACCAGUCGGACGAGAGGACCUACGAGGAUAAUGGCAGCUACAGACAGACUCUAAACCCAAAUGGAGAAAUUUCCUUUUCGCUAAAUAACGAUGACUUGUUUGAUGAGGCAGAGCAGGACACAGAAAGCAGAUACAAUGAAUGUGCUCGUGGAAAAAAUGGGAAGAACUUUUUUGACGAGGUGGAGAAGGAACAGCGGGAUGACAACAAGCCGUGCCAGUCGAAUGCAACAAAUCAAAGUAAACACAGAAAAUGUAAACAGGACCUUUUUGUCAACUUUGCGCAGAAACAAAUGAACGGAGAAAUUGUAGACUAUACGAAUGGGUGCCCCAUCCUGGGGUGCAUCCCCGAUGGUUACACCAAUGUUUCCACGGAAGGUAACCACCUGGUGGAGCGUUCCGACCAGAACCCAUUUUGCACUGGAGAAAAGGUGAAAAGCACAUUUAUGGAAUAUGUCGUAAGAAACAGCCUAAACGUCACCAUAGACUCUCGCCUGAUUAAUGACAACGAAUCUGUGAAGAAAAAAUAUGACCUCCAAAUUAAUGGGUUCAAAAUUGUGCAGCAGAUAGAUGCACUCUACCAGAGGAAGGAAACGAAUCAGAAUCGAACUGACAGUAGCGACUCCUCCCUUGUUGAAAUAUGUGAUUGUAACGCGUCGUUCGGAGGAAGCAAUGGUGAAGUGAACGGACUGCCACUCUAUGAAGGCAACUUAAUUGAGGUGGGCCACCUACACAAGGGAGUGCACCCCUCUCCAGGGGAAAACUAUCAGGAUGUUGCAAAGAAGGAAGAUACCCUUUUCCAGAACGACCUCAUGGAAGACAUUGCUCAUAUUAAGGCGUGCACUAUGAAUGUAUGCCAACUGGAUGAUGAGGAGGAUAAUAGCAACUGUGGUGAUAGAUCUGCUAAUCAUGUGAAGGAUGGACAGCCCCCUGCGGAUCUACCUAGCAGGAGUGAACCGUGCCUUGGUGUGAUUAACGAGGUUUGCUCACCGGGGGAUGAACCCCACUCUGCUACUACAGGAGACCUUACCCAAAGAGGAGGCGUUACUAUAGGUAACUAUGGCGUAUGCUUGGAGAUGGAAAAACAGAUUGAUGAUGCAGCUAUGAGCAGUGUAACAUUACCGGCUGGGAAGGACCUCGACGCGUCGGGAAGGUACACUCUGGGGAUCCAUCCAGGGGAAGAAAUCAGCGCAUUUUCUAUGCCCUACUCGAAGGGGAAGAAAAUCACUAUGCGUCAAGAUGAAGGCUGUGCCAUGCUUGACUUCGAAGAAAUAUACCACGUGGACGAUCUUACCAUGUGUCCGGAGAGCGGACUCACUGUUUGUGCGUCUUUUGAGCAGCCGGAAGGCCCCGAGAAGUGGAAAACGGAAAAGAACAGCAGGAGCCGCAGCAGCAGUAGGAGCAGCGUGAUCACCACGGAUGGAAGAAUCGAAGGGGAAAACCUCCCCCCGCAAAAGUGCACCGAAGAAGACGAAUUGGGCAUAGUCAGCUUGGACGUCCCGUCGGGCGAGCUCCACAGUGGAAGUUUGUUUCAGUUUUUUACCCGGGGUUCCUCUGAUGGAGGUCUCUCGGAGGAGCAGGAAGAAGAGGGAAUAGACCAGCUGGAAGACCCUGUAGAGGAGGUCGAUCAAAGGAAGGUCGAUCAAAUGAAGGACGACCUAGCUGCGGUGCAUCCACCCGAAGGGAAAGAAGGAACAACCCUCGAUAAUGCGAAAAAGGGUGACGAGGGGGAAGGCGCAAACCGUAUCGAAGAAUCCACAGCGCACAGCCAACAGGUUCACGAAGGAGGCCGCUCGAAGGGACAGGCAAAUAAGCCAGCCAGAAGGGGUGCACGUAGUGGGCCUCACCCGCUUAACCAGUUAGAUGAAGAAUCAUCUCUGGGGUCUAACAAGUGGGGUGACGUGGAUGGAGCUCCCCCUUUGGAUGUCACAAAGGUGGAUGUCUCCACAGACGACAAACUGGACGACGCGGAGUUAACUUGCAACGGGACAUCGGGCCAGUCAGCGCCAGAGAAGGAGGUCCCUAUUAAUGGGAAGGCCACCCCAGCAGAUGACCUACCACUUGGAGGGAAGGACGAAGAAGGAAGGGUCUCCCUUCAUGCAAACCACCGUGUGGAGGCGGAAAAACUAAAUCAGGACAUUCCAUACAUAACGAACAUUCAUAAGGAAAUGCACAGGUCGCCAGUGAUGCCUCUCCGAAUAGAAGCCUUUCACUCUUUGGAGGAUCAGAGGUUAAUCUAUGGAAGGCCCGAAUGGCAAAAGUAUCUGUGCCCCUUGUGCGAUAAGGCUUAUUACACCCCAAAUAGCUACAUGAAGAAUUAUACCCACUACCUGAACGAGCAUUGGAAGAAGAGAAAAAUCCUUGGGGGCUACAUUAUAUUCCCAUGCAAGUUAAUUCAUAACGGGAUGGAAGAGCAACAGGAGGAGAAAGACAAGUCAACACUCCCCUCAGAUGUGGUACACACGCCUUUUAUCAACAGUAAUGACUACUACUGUGCGUUGAAGAAAUUCGAAUCGGAGAAAAAUAUCACCAUUGAAGGAGUGAAUAAUAAAUGUGCCAGCAGCAAGGGUUCAACUAGCGAUUCUACGUCUGCGCAGUUUCUAGUGAGCACCACCAGAGCUGCCUCGCUGGAGAAACGCCCCAAUCAGAGUGAACAGAAAAACAAGGGGAAACACAGAAGAAGCAGCAGAGUUAUUUUUUGCGACGAGAUUCAAGUCAGGGAAUACGACAUUGAGUUGUCACGCAUUGAAAAAUUCGGCGCGAGCAUCGGCCCCGUUUUUACGGAGGACAAGGAGGAGGGAACCACGCCAAGCACGGAGAGCAAAGAAGGAAGAGUCCCCGAAUUAGCGAACAAACCAGCGGAGGGAGACAAAAAUGGAAUGCUUAGCAGAGAGGUGGAGGCGAAAGAUGGGGCGUCCCCAGAGGAAGACACACCCCCGGAGCAAACCACCAAGUGGGCGAUGAAAAAAUGCAACAAGGAUAUCUCUUCCAACGUUGAAGACGUUCAUUUGGAAGCAAACCCCCCCCAAAGUGGUAGUGUCAAUUUGAAGGACUCAGUAUACAUUCCAGGGGGAAAAGCCAAAAAGGACCAGGAGGCCAACACGCCAGUGAUGAGCAACACAGAAAGGAAAAUAAUCGAUAGGAGAAAAAAGAAAAAGCAGGAUGAAGAUCCAAAGGGAAGUCAUGCACCAAAUCGAAAGAAUCCCAAUGGUGGUCACAGAAAAGGCGUGUCCAACAACUUAGACGAGACCCCUCUUCUAAAUGGUAAAAGAACUGAGAGAAGUGGUGACCACAUGGAUAUAUACAAAGAGGAAGGCAUAGGAAAGAGCAAGUCUGGGGGGGAAGAACAGCCAAACGAAGAGGAGAACAUCACAUCGUCGUUUAGGAAUUAUCCAAGCGAACUGAUCAACGGAGAAAAGAAGGGAGAACAAAAGGUUAAUCGAACGGAGGACGACCCUUCCCUGAACCAUGCCAAUAUGGAAAAAAACCAAACAAAGGAUGAAUCGGGAAAAAAAAACAUCGAUGAGGAACAUUCCCCAGGUGCCCCCACCAACGAAUGCACCGACCCAAGCGGAAGUGUAAAGGUGGAAGGUGACCCCCCUCGAAGUGACAGCCUAAAUGAACUCAUCUCAUCCCUCUUCAGCAUUGAUAAUAAUAGCCCCUCUUCAAACAGCGAAAAUAAAUCAGUCCCAUUUUCCUGUCUGCUGUACGAAGAAAGUCUACAAAUAAAGGAACAGCCACUUAACGAAAUAUUACUCGAAAACAGAAUUGAAAAUAGCAAAGAAAAUAUAUUCAUUCCUGUGAAAAAAAAAAUGGGUAAGCGCAUGCGGAACGGAACUGAAAACAUGCACAAACGGAUCAUUUCAAAAUAUAAAAGGAAGAUUAAAAUAUGUACCUUAAAUGAAAAGAAAAAGGAAAGCACGUCUUUCUUCGAUUUUAAGAAUUACGAAAAUGUGUAUAUGCCCCCCAAGAACGUCAGCCUGAAUUUACCACCCCCCGAAAAGGAGACCCACAUUUUGAAGAAGGUGAUCCGGCCAAAGAAGAAGGAGAAAAUCCCCUCCCUCCACCUCAACUGCAGGCAGAGUGCCCGGAUAAAGAACCGGAACAAACUGACGCAGUAG
Molecule: messenger RNA, 9546 nt
Organism: Plasmodium coatneyi
Lineage: Eukaryota; Apicomplexa; Aconoidasida; Haemosporida; Plasmodiidae
Exons: 6
Coding region: 1-9546 (3181 amino acids)
Source: RefSeq, a predicted model, not a curated record